AUGUCUGAGUUUGCUCCCGCGAACGCGACGCGUCCAGUCAACCCUGGAUGCCAUGUUGACUUUGGCCACUCGCGUACUCGCCCAUUAGCCUACUUCCUCUCGUCGCUCCUGGUAUUGUCCACUCUUCGCUACGUAUAUCCUACAUCACCUCUGAUUAGCAUGCCAAUGUACGAGAAGGAGCUGGCUACGGCCAAGCCCCAAUUCGAUGACAUGGACAAGGACGCCGAAGACCGCUUCUGCCGCUUCGUCGAAAGACUGGGUCCCCGGUCUGAUGGACUUGUACGCCUUUUCGACCGCGGAGAGUUUUUCUCUGCCCAUGGUCCAGAUGCUCUCCUCAUCGCGGAUCAGGUAUACAAGACGACCAACGUGCUAAAAUAUCUUGGUUCGCGUAAGGUGGGACCCAGCAACGCGCGUGGCCUUCCGUCCGUGACGAUCAGCAUGACGCUUGCGAAGGCAUUUCUUCGCGACUGCCUGACAACUAAGCAGAUGCGUGUCGAGAUCUACGAGCCCGAGGAAGGCGCGCGUGCCAAGAAUAAUGCGCGAUGGCAACUCGCCAAGGUGGCGUCGCCUGGCAAUAUCAGUCAGCUCGAUGACCUACUGUUCGCGAGCGAAGAUCUGUUGUCCAACGCCGUGAGCAUGGCCAUCCGUAUCCAGAUGCGCGACGGGCAGCGCACUGUUGGGGCUGCGUUCGUCGACGUUCAGGAUAAGACCAUUGGCGUGGCCGAGUACGCCGACGGGGAGAACUACGGCAACACGGAGAGCCUGCUGAUUCAACUUGGGAUCAAGGAAUGCCUCCUCCAGACCGACGACAAGCGAGUCGACCACGAGCUCUCCAAGCUGCGGAUGCUCGUCGAGCGGUGCGGCGUGAUUGUUACGGAGCGCAAAGCGUCCGAAUUCCAGGCGGGCAGCGUCCAGCAAGACCUCGGGCGGCUGUUGGAUGAGACCCACCCAGCCACUCUUCCUGAGUACGACCUGAAGACGGCGGUGUCGGCGCUAGCUGCUCUCAUCUCCUAUCUUGGUCUCAUGUCAGACUCGCCCAUGCACGGCCAGUUCAGGUUACACCACCACGACCUCUCGCAGUACAUGAAGCUGGACGCGAGCGCUCUCAAGGCUCUCAACCUCAUGCCUACCCCAGAACUUGGCGGAAAUAAGAACAUGAGCCUGUAUGGUCUGCUGAACCGCUGUAAGACAAGCCAGGGGCAGCGUUUGCUCGGGCGAUGGCUCAAGCAGCCGCUUGUCAAUCUGCAUUCAAUUCAGGAGCGACAGAACAUUGUUGAAAUGUUUGUCAACGACGACAUCAGUCGGCGGCAACUGCAAGAGGAAUACCUUCGAGCAAUGCCAGAUUUCCAUCGCAUUUGCAAGAAGUUCCACCGCGGUAUCGCCACCCUUGAGGAUAUCGUGCGAGUAUACCAAGCCGUCGGGAAGCUUCCGCGCAUUAUCGAGUGCCUGGAGAAGGUGCAGGAAGAGAACCCAGUUCAUGCCACUCUGUUGAACAAGGUGUAUGUCGAUGAGCUGAGCGAUCACUUGGAAAAGCUCGGCAAGUUCAACGACAUGGUGGAGAACACAAUCGAUCUCGACGACCUGGCCAGCCACAACUACACGCUUCUACCUUCCCUGGAUGGCGAGUUGGAGAGAAUCCGAGGCGAGCUGGUGGACGUCCGUGACCAACUGGAUGCCGAGCACCGCCGCGUUGGGGCCGACCUGGGCAUCGACAUUGACAAGAAGCUCCACCUCGAAAACCACCACGUGUAUAAAUAUUCAUUCCGCAUCACCAAAGCCGAGGCGAGCCUGCUGAGGGGCAAAAAACAGUUCAUUGAGCUGUCGACACAGAAGUCAGGGACCAUCUUCACCACCAACACGCUGCGCGAGGCGAGCGAUGACUUCGCGCGCUUGCAAGAUGAAUACGAGACCAAGCAGCGGCACCUGGUCAAAGAGGUCGUUGGCAUCGCCUCUUCGUACACCCCCGUACUUGAGCUUCUUGACAACCUCAUCGCAGCGAUCGACGUGGCUGUGAGCUUCGCGCAUGUGUCUGCAAACGCCCCAGUCCCGUACGUCAAGCCGGUCAUGAAGGAGCGUGGUUCGGGUGAUGUCGUUGUGCGCGCUGCGCGUCACCCGUGCCUCGAAGUGCAAGACGAUAUCCAGUUCAUCGCCAACGACCAUGAGAUGCGCAAGGGCUCGAGCGAGUUCCACAUUCUUACAGGUCCCAACAUGGGCGGCAAAUCGACGUACAUUCGCCAGAUUGGCGUGAUCGCACUCAUGGCGCAGCUCGGUUGCUUCGUGCCAGCCGACAGUGCGGAGCUUCCCGUCUUUGACUGCAUUCUGGCACGUGUCGGCGCCGGCGAUAGCCAGCUCAAGGGUGUGUCGACGUUUAUGGCAGAGAUGCUGGAGACGGCGACAAUCCUGCGUUCUGCGACCCGGGACUCGCUCAUCAUCAUCGACGAGCUGGGCCGCGGUACGUCUACAUACGACGGUUUCGGCCUGGCAUGGGCCAUCUCAGAGCACAUCGCAAGCCAAAUCCGCUGCUUCUGCCUUUUCGCGACACACUUCCACGAGCUCACUACGCUCGCGGACCACAUGGCGUGGGUCAAGAACCUUCAGGUUCGUGCCGAGGUGCAGCAGGCUGCGGCGGGGUCGAAGCAGGAUCGCCAGAUCACGCUUCUCUACCAGGUUGUGGAUGGCCACAGCGAUCAGAGCUUUGGCAUACACGUCGCGGAGCUCGCGCGGUUCCCCGACUCUGUCUUGGCGAAACGCAAGGCUGAGGAGCUCGAGGACUUUGGCGAGGGUGAGGCGUCGCCCGCCGGGAAGUUCCCCAAGGGUGAAGUGGACGCCGGCACUGAAAUCGUACGCGCCUUCCUCGACGAGUGGCGGCAACGCGCGGAGGGCGGCGAUGGCGACGCCCAGCUCACAGCUCUCCGUGCGACUGUGGAUGAGUUCCGUGGCAAAUUUGAAGGGAACGCAUGGGUCAAGUAUGUGCUGGAGGCGUUGUAA
Messenger RNA from Cutaneotrichosporon oleaginosum, 2988 nucleotides. RefSeq lists its product as uncharacterized. The record is from RefSeq and is a predicted model, not a curated record. Gene Ontology annotation, biological process: mitotic recombination; mismatch repair. Gene Ontology annotation, molecular function: mismatched DNA binding; ATP-dependent DNA damage sensor activity; ATP binding. Gene Ontology annotation, cellular component: MutSalpha complex; nucleus. NCBI's taxonomy places the organism in Eukaryota, Fungi, Basidiomycota, Tremellomycetes, Trichosporonales, Trichosporonaceae.